AUGUUAUUUUUCUUAAAAAUAUCUUCUGAAAAUAACUCAUUUUCGAAUAUUCGAAAAUUUCAACUUGAUCAUUUAUCUAAUUUAUUAAUUAAAAUUUCUCGACAAAUAUUUAAUAUGAUUUUAUAUCUUCAAUCAAUAUCAAUCGAUAAAGUGAAUGAAUUUGAUAAAUUUGCAGAUAUUUUCGAUAAAUUUGUGGUUAUAUUACCAAAUAAACAACCAUUAAUUGAUUCACGUCUUAGUAGUUUAUAUUUUGAUGAUAUUUAUCCAGCAUUAGGAGAUUAUAAUACAGCACUUGAAUAUUAUCAAAAAACACAAAAACUUCAAGAAAAAUCUCUUCGUCCAUCACACCCAUCAUUAGCUGCUACUUAUAAUAAUAUAGCUGAUAUACAAAGAAAAUUAGGUUAUGAUAAAGUAGAACUUACAUUAUAUAAAAAAAUCACUUGA
Rotaria sordida is the source of this 444-nucleotide messenger RNA. Lineage: Eukaryota; Metazoa; Rotifera; Eurotatoria; Philodinida; Philodinidae. The record is from the annotation of a GenBank genome assembly.